AGUGGGAGCGGACGGACGCAAGGUCGUAGUUGAAAGCAAUUAACGUUGUGAAAGGACAAAUGUGUAAGGACUAAGGAGUCUGUUCCUUUCCUAUUAUUUCCCUCCCCUCCCUCAUCACUGUUCCUUAUUAGUUAAUCAACACAUUCACACACGAGAGGACAAACAGAAAUCUCAUUCUCAACAACCACACAACUCAACUCAACAUGUUUACAGGCUCACACUCCAGCUUAAUUAAUUACCAUCGCAACACACUCUGCAAACACAACAUCUCCUCGCUCAUAACUCUGCUUCAUUAGGAUCCCUAUAACUUAAGAGUCCUUGUGGGUCAGGGAGCAUUCAAGUAGCUAGUGAGGUCCUAAUUAUUAACCUCUUUUACUUUCCUGGAACACAAGGCAGUUAAACCAUGCAGACCCAAAAGACAAGGAGUAGCUCCUCUGAGGCGCCUCAGAAAGUGUCUCCUCGUGGUGGACGCCAACUGAGGCCUACUACACUAGACACUGCAUCUUCAUUAAACCAAGCUAAUAAGACAUCAAAGGAGAGAAGUCCCAAAAUCACUGAUCGUAGAUCACCCAGAAGCCCUGCACCGGAGAGGAAGCGUCCUAGCAGAAUAUCUGAAUUGGAAUCUCAGAUUUCUCAACUCAAAGACGAUUUGAAGGUGGUGAGGAACCAACUCAGUUUGUCUGAUUCAGGCAAGAAGCAGGCUCAGCAAGAUGCUGAAGAGUCCAAGAAGCAACUAGCUUCCCUAUCUGUGAAACUUGAAGAUUCUCAACAGCAACUUCUGAAGUUCUCUGCUGCAGAACAAGCUCGUGUUAUUGAGCUCCAGAAAACUAUAGAAGAGCAUGAUAAGGCGUGGCAAUCUGAGCUGAGGGCUGCACAACAGAAACUCUCAGACAACACUGCUGCAUUAACCUCUGCUAUCAAUGAAAUUCAGCAGCUCAAAGUUCAGCUUGAAUUGGUAGCUAAUUGUGAGAAUGCACACACACAAAUUGCUGAAUCAUCAGACGUGGAGCUACUGAACUUGAAGGAUAACUUGGCAGAGUCUCUUUCACUUGUAGAGAACAUGAAAAACCAACUCAGAGAUUCCAAAGAGUCAGUUCAGGCACAAGCUUUGGUCAAUGAGACUUUGCGGCAACUUGAGGCUGCAAAGAGAACUGUUGAGUUCCUGAGAGCUGAUGCUGCAAAAGCUGUGCAUGGCUACAACUCUGCUGCUUUGGAGUUAGACCAAUCUAGAGCACGAGUGAACUCACUAGAGGCACUAGUAAGCAAACUUGAGUUUGGCCUCAUUAGUAACAAAAGCAACAAUUCUGUAAAUCUUGCAGAUGGUGGUAACAUGGAGUUGAAAGCUGAGAUAUUACAAAAGGGUGAGGGUGAGGAUGCUAAUCACAUUGAAGCAGAAAUUUAUUCUUUGAGGUCUGAGGUAGGACAAUUGAGGUAUGCCAUAGAGACUGCUGAGGCCAAAUACCGGGAAGAACAGAUAGAGUGUUCGGUGAAGAUCACAAAAGCCUACGAGUUGAUUGAACAGAUAACAUCAGAAUCAAGCCAGAGGGAAUCCGAGCUAGAGGCUGAACUGAAGAGAAAGAAAACUGAUAUUGAAGAGUUGAAGGCAAACCUAAUGGAUAAGGAAACUGAGUUGCAAGGCAUUGUAGAGGAGAAUGAGAAGCUGAAUUUGCAGCUUGAGAAGAACAUGUCAUCACAAAGAGAACAUGAACUUAGAAAGGAGCUUAGAAAACUAGACGAAUGCGUGGCCGGGUUGAAGGCUGAUCUGAUGGACAAGGAAACAACACUGCAAAGCAUAUCUGAAGAGAAUGAAAUGCUGAAGUUGGAGAUCAGUAAGAGGUAUGCACGUGCUGAACUUGAGGCAGCCAAGGCUGCAGAACGUGAGGCUGUUAUGAGACUUGGUAUUGUGAUGGAAGAUGCCGAAAGGAGCAACCGUAAGGCGGUGAGGGUGGCGGAGCAGUUGGAAGCCUCGCAAGCGGCGAAUUCGAUAAUAGAAGCAGAACUAAGAAGAUUGAAGGUGCAGUCUGAUCAAUGGAGGAAGGCUGCAGAGGCUGCUGCUGCUAUGCUCUCAGCAGGGAACAAUGGGAAGCUUGCUGAGAGGUCAUUGUCUUUGGACAACAACUAUAACUCUGUAAUGAAUAAGUACACACCUUUUUGUGAAGAGCUUGAUGAUGAUUUUCAGACUAAGAAAAAUGGAAACAUGCUCAAGAAGAUUGGGGUUUUGUGGAGGAAACCUCAAAAAUAGUCACUCAUCCAUGACCUGCUUCUUUAGUCCAAUACAAUGUUAUGUUACUGUAAUGUUUAUGUUAUGCAAUUUUGUCUAACCGAUACCCUCUUUGUUUGGUGAACGUUGUCUACAGCUGCCUAGUAGUUGAAUGAAUUGAGCCUUUUUAUACGAUC
This is a messenger RNA of Cajanus cajan (pigeon pea), 2397 nucleotides long. Its product is annotated as interactor of constitutive active ROPs 3. NCBI's taxonomy places the organism in Eukaryota, Viridiplantae, Streptophyta, Magnoliopsida, Fabales, Fabaceae. The record is from RefSeq and is a predicted model, not a curated record.